This is a messenger RNA of Fusarium keratoplasticum, 708 nucleotides long. RefSeq lists its product as uncharacterized. Lineage: Eukaryota; Fungi; Ascomycota; Sordariomycetes; Hypocreales; Nectriaceae. Bases 1 to 708 code for a protein of 235 amino acids. The record is from RefSeq and is a predicted model, not a curated record. Gene Ontology annotation, molecular function: acetyltransferase activity. The transcript has 2 exons.
AUGGAAAUUGCCAUCUUAUAUAACCACAUCCUACGUGCGAUCGGAUUUGAUGCUUAUACUGCGGGAGUUCGAACUCGUGGCCGACUUCAAGGAGUCCCGCGAGGAGAUUACCCAGGCUGGAAUCAUAUCAUCAACAUCGUCACAUUCCCCGACGGUAGCAAGUACCACACAGACGUCGCGUUCGGUGGCGACGGUGCCACGGCCCCGAUGCCUCUUAUCAAUGGGCUCGUUCAUCGAAACUUGGGAACGCAACAGAUUCGGCUGAUACGAGACUGGAUACCCCUUCAGGUUCACCGAUCUGAUGAGUCAAAGGUGUGGAUUUACCAGUAUCGCAACCACGAAGAUGCGGAAUGGAACUCCUUUUAUUCAUUUCCAGGAAUCGAGUUCAUGGAUCUCGAUUGGGGCGUGGUCAACUGGUGGAUCAAUACUCACCCUUCAAGUCACCAACGCGUCAACGUAUUGGUGAUCAAGUUCUUGAGAAGGUCCAAGGAAGGCAAGGACGGUGAGCCUGAUGGGGGCUACGAGAUCUACGGGAAGCGAAUGUUGGUAAAUGGGGUUGUCAAGGAAAAUCUGGGAGGAAGGACGCGGGUGGUCGAAGAGCUCAAGGGCGAGGACGAACGGCUUGAAGCUUUGGAAAGAUACUUUGGGAUUACCUUGUCCGAAGAGGAAAAGGGAGGUAUCCGAGGCUAUGUCUCAGACUUGCAGUAG